GUAACUAAAAAGUACUUGAUACUUUGAGGCAUUUUGAUCAUCAUAUUGAUCAAACAUUUCCUGUUGAAGAGCAGAGCUUCUAUCUGCUUCACCAGAAGAACAGAGAUGUAUCACACAUCUCAGAAUACUUUAUUUAUUGAUCUAUUUUGACUGGUAAACAUUUGAUUUGUGUGUUAUUUGUAUUCUCUGCAGUACCAGGAGAAUGACAUCUUUGACCCUGUCUGGAGAACUGGAAGAGACCUUAAGAUCCAGACCAGGUCUGAGAGCUUCAGACUCUUUCAAGCCUCAGUGGAGAGAGACUUCACCAUAGCCCAUCUUCACCAUCAGGCCAGCAGGAGCUCUUCCCUGAGUGUGGUGUGUUCGAGUCAUCGUGCUGCCAUGAACCACGCAUCUAAACCACAUCGCAUGCAUCAGUUUCAUGCACUGUCCAAUCAUGUCGUCACUGUUGGAGUAUCAAAAUCCCUUUUGGUCUUCCUGGAAAUAAUCCCUCCGGAAAAGAAGGAAAGCAGAUCCGUCGACGCAAUCCGAAACUCCUCUGAAAUUAUGGCGGACUAUGACUUGAUUUUGAAGCACUGGGGUCCAGUGGAAGCGGAUUACAGCGCUCAUGGGAACCUGGUUCUGACCCGUCUAUUUCACGAGUACCCAGACACUCAGAAGCUGUUCCCCAAGUUUGCUGGCAUCGCCAAAGGUGACAUGGCAGGAAACGCGGCCCUCUCGGCUCACGGCGCCACGGUGCUGAAGAAGCUCGGCGAGCUGCUGAAGGCCAGAGGCAACCACGGUGCCAUUCUCAAACCUCUGGCGAACAGCCACGCCACCAAGCACAAGAUCCCCAUCAAUAACUUCAGGCUGAUCUCGGAGGUGAUCGGUAAGGUCAUGGGGGAGAAGGCCGGGCUGGACGCAGCUGGGCAGCAGGCCCUGAGGAGCGUGAUGGCUGCCAUCAUUGCGGACAUCGAGGCUGAUUACAAAGAGCUGGGCUUUGCUGGAUGAGGUUCCUGCUGGAACUAGACAGCCUGCAGGUGCUUUCAUUUUUAACAAACCAAAGCUGCACCGUAUCUUCUGCAUUUGCUCAGAUUAUUGUCCUUUUGUGCAAAAAUAAUCAAAUAUGCUUCACAAAGUAGAUUUCCCUGCAGGACUUCUCCUCUUGAUUGUAUUCAUCUCUCAACUUUCCAUCUAAAUUCUUGGAAAUAUGAGUUUCUCAGUGUUGUAAAUUGACAUCUUGUCAAUAAAAGUCUUUCUGCUCA
Molecule: messenger RNA, 1241 nt
Organism: Oryzias melastigma (Indian medaka)
Lineage: Eukaryota; Metazoa; Chordata; Actinopteri; Beloniformes; Adrianichthyidae
Gene: mb
Product: myoglobin
Exons: 5
Coding region: 379-987 (202 amino acids)
Biological process (GO): oxygen transport
Cellular component (GO): extracellular exosome
Molecular function (GO): oxygen binding; heme binding
Source: RefSeq, a predicted model, not a curated record